AUGCUGUGGACCUCCUCUGCCAUAUAAAAAAGGGGGACAUCUUUCAAACAUGGCAGAAACUAAGACUCACCGGCUUGGAGCAGCUCUGUCUCUGAUCCCUUUAAUUUUCCUCAUCUCUGGAGAUGAAGCAGCUUCAUUUCAGCGAAACCAGCUGCUUCAGAAGGAACCAGACCUCAGACUGGAGAAUGCCCAAAAGUUUCCCAGUCCUGAAAUGAUCAGAGCUUUGGAAUACAUAGAAAAACUCCGACAACAAGCUCACAAAGAAGAAAACAGCCCAGACUACAAUCCCUACCAAGGUAUCUCUGUUCCUCUUCAGAAGAAAGAAAAUGGUGAUGAAAGUCACUUGCCAGAAAGCACAAGGGAUUCUCUGAGUGAAGAUGAGUGGAUGAGGAUAAUACUUGAAGCUUUGAGACAGGCGGAAAAUGAGCCUCAGUCUGCACCAAAAGAAAAGCCCUAUGCUUUGAAUUCAGAAAAGAACUUUCCAAUGGACAUGCCUGAUGAUUACGAGACUCAACAAUGGCCAGAGAGGAAGCUCAAGCACAUGCGAUUCCCUCCUAUGUAUGAAGAGAAUUCCAGGGAUAACCCCUUUAAACGCACAAAUGAAAUAGUGGAGGAACAAUAUACUCCUCAAAGUCUUGCCACACUAGAAUCUGUGUUCCAAGAGCUAGGGAAACUGACAGGACCAAACAACCAGAAGCGUGAGAGAGUUGAUGAGGAGCAAAAACUUUAUACAGAUGAUGAAGAUGGUAUCUACAAGGCCAAUAACAUUGCCUAUGAAGAUGUGGUUGGGGGAGAAGAUUGGAACCCAGUAGAAGAAAAAAUAGAGAGCCAAACCCAGGAAGAGGUAAGAGACAGCAAGGAGAAUAUAGAAAAAAAUGAUCAAAUCAAUGAAGAAAUGAAGCGUUCAGGGCAGCUGGGCCUCGAGGAUGAAGAUCUCCGGAAAGAGAGUAAAGACCAACUCUCAGAUGAUGUCUCCAAAGUAAUUGCCUAUCUGAGAAGGUUAGUGAAUGCUGCAGGCAGUGGGAGGGCACAGAAUGGGCAAAGCGGGGAAAGAGCAACCAGGCUUUUUGAGAAACCACUUGAUUCUCAGUCUAUUUACCAGCUGAUUGAAAUCUCAAGGAAUUUACAGAUACCCCCUGAAGACUUAAUUGACAUGCUCAAAACUGGAGAGAAGCCAAAUGGAUCGGUGGAACCCGAGCAGGAGGUGGAACUUCCUGUUGACCUAGAUGACAUCUCAGAGGUUGACGGAGACCGUCCAGAUGCUUUCCCAAACAAAAUGCUCUCCAAGAAUGGUUAUUCCAAAACACCCGGUCGUGCUGUGGCACAGGCCCUACCAGAGGGGCUAACUGUAGAGGACAUUUUAAGUCUUUUAGGGAUGGAAAAUGCAGCAAACCAAAAGCCUCCAUAUGUUUCCAGUCAGUACUACCGAGAGAAAGUUCUGCCCAGGCUCCCCUACGGUCCUGGAAGAUCUGGAGCGAACCAGCUUCCUAAAGGUGCGUGGAUGCCAGAUGUUGAGAAUAGACAAAUGGCAUACGAAAACCUGAGUGACAAGGAUCAAGAAUUAGGAGAGUACUUGGCCAGGAUGCUAGUGAAAUACCCUGAGAUCAUGAAUUCAAACCAGGUGAAGCGAGUUCCAAGUCAAGUCUCCCCUGAAGAUAACCAACAGGAAGAGGACCAAAUUGAGCAGGCCAUCAAAGAGCAGUUGAAUCAAGGUAGCUCUCAGGAGACUGAAAGACUGGCAUCGGUAAGCAAAAGGCUCCCUGUGGGGCCCCCAAAGAAUGAUGAUACCCCAAACAGACAGUACUUGGAUGAAGAUCUGUUAAUGAAAGUGCUGGAAUACCUCAACCAAGAAAAGGUAGAAAAGGGAAGGGAGCAUAUUGCUAAGAGAGCAAUGGAAAAUAUGUAA
Puma concolor (puma) is the source of this 1906-nucleotide messenger RNA. The record is from RefSeq and is a predicted model, not a curated record. NCBI's taxonomy places the organism in Eukaryota, Metazoa, Chordata, Mammalia, Carnivora, Felidae.